AUGAACAUUUCAGAAAAUGAUUUGCAAUACUUAAUAUAGACAGUAAACAAAAGAUCAAUGUUUAAAACUCAAUAUGACAUUGAGUUCAUUCAUUCUAAACUUAAAGAUUUCAAUUUCUUUAGAAAUAUGAAUAGAGAAAUUGGAGAUUUGCGAUAUUAUAAAAUAUUAAAAGAACUACAAUAUGAGUGUCCUAAUCCUUAUGAAUCAUUAGUGAAUAUAGGAGAGUAAUGCUCUAAGUUUUACUUUAUUCUUUCUGGAAGAUUUCUAAUUCUUACAAACAAUUCAAUUGCCAAUAUAUAAUUACCAACUGAAAUGUAAGCUAAAUGAAUAAAUUUAAGUUCAAAAAACUUAGAUAAAUUAUUUCCUAAUUUGAUUCCAUAAGGAUAUUUAUAAACAGGUCAAUAUUUUGGAGAAUAAGUUAUGAUGUUUGAUUAAUAGCAUACUCAAACAAUAUUGCCUUUAGAAAAGUCUCACCUUCUGGUAAUAAAAAGAGAAACAUACAGAAGAAUUAUUGGUAUAAAACAUAUUAUAUUUAUCAUACUUUUAGAUUAAGAAAUGAAAAAAAGAGAAUAAGAAAGAUUUUCUAAUUUAAGUUCAAUUCCACUAUUUUAAAAAUGGAGUGCUAAAACAAUAAAAGUGUUAUCAUGUGAAAUCUAAGAGUUAAACUUUAUUCCUAAUCAAAUAAUUUAUUAUUAAGGAGAUCCAGUUGAUUCAGUAUAUAUUAUUAUUGAUGGUUAAAUUUAAUUAUUUAGAACAACUAAUAAAAAUUCAAUACCAUUUUCAAUCUUAGGAUGCAAAGAAAGUUUUGGAGAUGAUGAAAUUCUUACUUAAUUUAGAAGUCAUUCUGCUAAAAGUCUUACUAGUGUUAAACUUUAUAAAAUUAAAAAAAAACAAUUUUUGGAUCUUAUUCCAUUUGAUUAUUCUAAUAAAGAUUUCCAAAAAAGCUAACAUCUUUAAUUUAAUUUUAAUCAAAAUGAAGAUUAUACUAGAAUUUAUAGAUCUGAAUCAUUAAAAGCUAUCAGAUCCCCAGCUAAAUUAUUAUAAAGAAUAAUAAGAAGAAGCUAAGAUAAGAAUAAAACCUAUUAAUCAAUAUCAUUUUAGCAAGUUCAAGAUCCUAUAAGAAAAAAUAUUCGUUAUUCAAAUACUCCUACUGUUCUACAAAAAUCUAAUAGUAUUCAUGAAUAAAUCAGAAUACAUGCAAAUCCUAAAUUCGAUAAAACUAUUUUUUUAUUAAAUCAAAUCAAGUUAAGAUCAACAAAUAUUUGGAAAAAAACUAAAUGA
Molecule: messenger RNA, 1281 nt
Organism: Paramecium sonneborni
Lineage: Eukaryota; Ciliophora; Oligohymenophorea; Peniculida; Parameciidae
Source: the annotation of a GenBank genome assembly